UGCUCUUUACAGCUGAACUUAGUGCAGCCAGUUCAUCUAUAAAGAGCAGAGGUGUGCAAGCACCUGGACAACGUAACCUAAAAUCAGGCGAGUUUACGUUCUGGAAGUACACGUGUGCUGGGAAAAAGAUGCAAUUAACAAUGUCGAACGGUUUUAAUAGACAGAAAAUACGCGAACUACUUCAUAGAGAGGAGCAAUUUAUCGGAGAUUUAUUAUCUGUAACGCCUUCGCCGGCGCGCGAAUCGGCUGAGGAAAGUCAUCUAGCGACGAAGGAGAAGGAGCCUACAAAGAAAGCAAAGACUUUUACUACACUGGGCAAGAAACCUGAAAGAGCGCGUACCUUUAAAGAGCUGCAUGCAAAAUUGGAGGAAUUGAAGGGCGUGAAGAAGUUGGAUUAUAAGCAGAAGCUUCUUAAGAAGACUUUGAAGGCUAAGAUCAAGAAGAAGACGAAAAAAGAAGAGCGUUUGCUGCAGAAGAAGCUUGCUAGGAUAGAGCAGAACACAGCUGGUGGUAGUAAAAUCAAGACUGAAGCUGAGGAUGUACCGAAAGUGUCGAAGGCAAAACCAGUUUUUAACUCGGAGGGUAAAAUGGUGUUCAGUAAAUUUGACUUCUCUGAGAUUGGCGUAAAGAAGAAAUUACGCAAGAGUCAGAACGACCCUAGAAAGACGUUGCAACAGUUGCAACAGAAAAUGGAGAAGUUGAAAGAAUUGGAGGACUUGGGCGAGAAAGAACAGGCCGAAGAGAUUAGAGAGAAAGAUACGUGGAAAUCUGCAUUGGCUAGAGCGUCUGGUGAAAAAAUUAAAGAUGACCUGGACUUGCUGAAACGUACUAUAAAACGAAACGAGCAGAGUAAAAAACACAGCGCAAAGAAGUGGGAUUCCAGGAUAGAAAACGUACAGAAAUCUAUACAGGAGAGGCAAGAAAAACGGCGGGAAAAUAUUAUGAAGAAGAAGAAGGAGAAGAAACAGAAUAAAUUAAAAAAGGCAGCGAAAAAGGGACGCAUAAUACCUGGAUUUUAACCGACUUUUUACAUAGCUAUAAUUUGCAUCAAAGUUACAUUGUAAAAUACGUUUGCGUUUUUAAGAGUAGUUUUUUUUUUAAUAAUUUUGUUUAAUUUACUAUACACGCUUGAUUGUCAAAAACCCAUUCUGUUCGUCGGUCUGAUAUAGAAAGACAAAAUAUUCUAUGUUAUGUCUUGUAUGUCGAUGUAGUGUAAAAUACUGUAAAUUAAACAACGUUUCUGUGUACAACGUAUUGAUCUACGUAUAAUACAGCCACGAAUAACUUUAUUCAUGUAA
Molecule: messenger RNA, 1298 nt
Organism: Vollenhovia emeryi
Lineage: Eukaryota; Metazoa; Arthropoda; Insecta; Hymenoptera; Formicidae
Gene: Surf6
Product: surfeit locus protein 6 homolog
Exons: 4
Coding region: 129-1019 (296 amino acids)
Biological process (GO): ribosomal large subunit biogenesis; ribosomal small subunit biogenesis
Cellular component (GO): nucleolus
Molecular function (GO): RNA binding; DNA binding
Source: RefSeq, a predicted model, not a curated record